Molecule: messenger RNA, 306 nt
Organism: Vicia faba (fava bean)
Lineage: Eukaryota; Viridiplantae; Streptophyta; Magnoliopsida; Fabales; Fabaceae
Source: the annotation of a GenBank genome assembly
AUGUUUCAAAGAAUGAAGCAUUUAGCAAACUUGUGUCUUCUUUUGUUUUUUUUAUGUGUUUGUAAUUAUCACAUCACGUAUUCUGGCGGCAAUAACCAAGAGAGAGAGGCAGACGCUCUUUUAAAGUGGAAAGAAAGCUUUGACAACCAUAGCAAGCUUUUGCUUUCUUCAUGGAUUGGUAACAAUCCUUGUGGUUGGGAGGGAAUCACAUGUGAUCAUGAGUCAAAAUCCAUCAACCAAGUAAAUCUCACCAAUAUUGGACUAAAAGUGCAAGGUGAUGAAAUUGAGGAAGAAGAGAGAAAAUGA